AGCCGCGGAUCUAACCCCGGAGACCACCUUCGGCGCGCUGCCAGGCAGAGGGGAGGGGGGCACGGAGGGGCAACCUCUUUGGGACUAACUCAUGAAGAACAAGGGUGCCAAGCAGAAGCUGAAACGAAAGGGAGCCACCAGUGCCUUUGGCUGUGACCUGACCGAGUAUCUGGAAAGCUCAGGACAAGAUGUUCCAUAUGUACUGAAGAGCUGUGCAGAAUUUAUAGAGACUCAUGGCAUUGUGGAUGGAAUUUAUCGGCUUUCGGGAGUCACCUCAAACAUACAACGGCUACGGCAAGAGUUUGGCUCAGAUCAAUGUCCAGAUCUGACAAGGGAAGUGUACCUCCAGGACAUCCACUGUGUGGGCUCUCUUUGCAAGCUCUACUUUAGGGAGCUGCCCAACCCCCUCCUGACUUAUGAGCUCUAUGAGAAAUUCACGGAGGCAGUGUCGCGUUGCCCAGAAGAAGGCCAACUGGCCCGAAUCCAAAAUGUUAUCCAGGAGCUUCCCCCAUCCCAUUAUAGGACCUUGGAAUACCUGAUUCGACACCUGGCCCACAUCGCCUCCUUCAGCAGCAAGACCAACAUGCACGCCAGGAACCUGGCCCUGGUGUGGGCACCAAACCUCCUCAGGUCCAAAGAAAUUGAAGCCACUGGUUGCAGUGGAGAUGCAGCCUUCCUCGCUGUCCGGGUCCAGCAGGUGGUGAUUGAGUUCAUAUUGAAUCAUGUGAAUCAAAUCUUCAACAGUGGCGCACCUGGGUCACUGGAGGAUGAUGAAAACCAGCCCAUCAUGAAGAGCCUGACCUUGCCAGCCCUCCCCCUGCCCAUGAAGCUGGUGAGCCUGGAGGAGGCUCAGGCCCGGAGCCUGGCUAUUAACCAUCCUGCUCGGAAGGAAAGGAGGGAGAACAGCCUGCCUGAGAUCGUCCCUCCCAUGGGCACCCUCUUCCAUACUGUCCUUGAGUUACCAGACAACAAAAGAAAGCUCUCCAGUAAAUCAAAGAAGUGGAAAUCAAUAUUUAAUCUGGGACGUUCUGGAUCGGACUCAAAGUCAAAGCUGAGUAGAAACGGGAGCGUGUUUGUGAGAGGACAGAGGCUCUCAGUGGAAAAAGCUACUAUCCGACCAGCUAAAAGCAUGGACUCGCUGUGCUCAGUUCCCGUGGAAGGGAAAGAAACCAAAGGCAAUUUCAAUCGAACAGUCACCACCGGUGGGUUUUUCAUUCCAGCAUCGAAAAUGCAUGUGACCAGCACUGGCAGCUCCUGCGACCUCACCAAGCAGGAGGGUGACUGGGGCCAGGAGGGGAUGCCAGCGGGGGCCGAGGGGGGCUUUGACAUGAGCAGUGACCGAAGCCAACUCCAGGGCGCUCAGGCCCGGCCCCCGCCUGAGCAGCUGAAGGUGUUCCGGCCCAUCGAGGACCCCGAGAGUGAGCAGACAGCCCCGAAGAUGCUGGCUAUGUUCUACACCUCGAGCGACAGCCCCAGCAAGUCUGUCUUCACCAGCAGCCUCUUCCAGAUGGAGCCCUCGCCCCGGCACCAGCGCAAGGCCCUGAACAUCUCUGAGCCCUUCGCCGUGUCCGUGCCCCUCCGUGUAUCAGCUGUCAUCAGCACCAACAGCACCCCCUGCAGAACACCCCCAAAGGAGCUGCAGUCUCUUUCCAGCCUGGAAGAGUUUUCUUUCCAGGGGUCAGAGAGUGGAGGUUGGCCUGAAGAGGAGAAGCCCCCAGGAGCUGAGACUUCUACAGCAUCUGUGUCUAAGAAGGUGGCUCUUGAGGAUGCCAAGCCAGGACCAGAAGCAGCGAGGACAGUGGAAUGCAGCAAAGGCCCUUCCCAGGACCCAGGAGCCCAACUGGAGAAGAAAACCUCGGAAAUCUCCCUGAGCCGUCAACAUUCAAGUGAAUUGGAGAAGAGGCCCGAUCCAGAGAAGGUGGUGGAGGAGGGGCGAGAGGCUGGCCAGGUGGAGCCCAGUGCUCUGCAGCAGAGCCCCAUGGCCAGAGCAGAAGCAGUGUUUCUCCAUGAGAUGGAUGAAGAUGAUCUGGCCAGCACCUUGAUUUGGCCUGAGAUUCAACAGGAGCUGAAAAUCAUUGAAUCUGAGGAGGAGCUGUCCUCGUUGCCACCGCCUGCUCUAAAGAACAGCCCAACUCAGCCCAUUCUGGAGUCAAAUCCAAGGCCUUUUGCUCCCCCUGAGCCUCCCGGGAGCUUGCCUUGUGUCUCCACCUCAGCUCCAGUCUCCACCCCUCUGGAGGAGUGGACUAGGGAUCCAGCCAAACAGAGCACACACGAGGCUCCCACAGCAGCCAAUAGAGAAAAGCCAGAGACAACCAGCAGCCAACAUAGAUCUGAGGCUGAGAAGGGCCAGCGCCCAGACCCCACCAGCCUGGCUCCUCUGGAAAUCAUUCCACUUGAAAAGGCUUCUUCACAAGCAAGGGUGGAGGUGAGAGGCCCAGAGAACCUGUCUCCUGGGACCCCACCUGCUCCACCGCCUCCAACACCUCUGGAGGAGGCACCUCGAGUCCAGCUAUUGAAAGAGGGCCCUGAGAAGGAAGAUUCAUCAAAGAAUUUGAGGACAAAUCCAUAUACAGACCAGCUGAAGUCCAAAGGCAGUCCUGGGACCCCCAGUCUUUGUCAGGGAGACAAGGCCUCUCCAGGACAAAGCGAGAAGCUAAAGUCAAAGAAUGCUGCUCCUGAUGGGAAAGGUUCUGGUUUUCCAAACCCAACAAGGGAGGUUGAGCUCUCCCCACAAGGAGAGGGGCAUGUAGCCCAUUCAGUACAGGAGCCCUCAGACUGUGAUGAAGAUGACACUGUGACAGACAUUGCCCAGCAUGGCCUGGAGAUGGUGGAGCCCUGGGAGGAGCCCCAGUGGGUGACAAGUCCCCUUCAUUCCCCCACCCUGAAAAAUGUGCAGGAGGCCCAGGCGCAGGGCGCUCAGGGCCACCGAUUGGAGAAGAGACUUUCCCACAGGCCCAGCCUUCGUCAGAGCCAUUCCCUAGACAGCAAAACCACGGCUCAGAGCCAGUGGACUCUCGAAGGUCCCUCCUCCAGCAGCUGUGCUAAUCUGGAAGCUGAGAGGAACCCCGACCCUCUGCAGCCCCUGGCGCCCAGGAGAGAGAUUACUGGAAGGGAUGAGAAAGCCCUGAGAUCCUUCAGAGAGUUCUCUGGCUUGAAAGGGACAGAGGCUCUCCCCAGCCAGAAGGGGCCAGGUGGUUUGCAGCCCAAAACAGCAGAAACCAGCCCUGUCGGCCCAGCAGAAAGAAAGGAAUUAGGGACACACCUAGGGCACUGCAGCCCUCAGAUUGAGCAAGGCAGUGUGCCUAGCCCAGAGAGCAGCAAGGAGAGUUCACCUCAUGUGCAGGAAAGCAUCUCACCUGGAGAGCAUCCCCCCAAGUUACAGCCGAAGAGCACCGAGUGUGGGCCCCCCAAAGGGAAAAACAGGCCUUCUUCCCUGAACUUGGACUCGGCCACUCCCAUCACUGACCUCUUCCGGUUGGAGAAUGUGGCCUCGUUUGGUUCCCCUGGAAUGCAGCUCCCUGAGCCAGAAGACCCGGCGGUCACAUGGAUGACCUCAUCUCACUGUAGAGUAGACCCCUGGAGGGUUGACUCGCAGGACUCUCAGGACCUGGACAUUGUGGCUCACGCCCUGACAGGCCGCCGGAACUCAGCUCCCGUGAGCGUGUCGGCCGUGAGAACCUCCUUCAUGGUGAAAAUGUGCCAGGCCAGGGCAGUGCCCGUCAUCCCCCCCAAGAUUCAGUACACGCAGAUCCCACAGCCGCUGCCCUCUCAGGGCCCAGCGGAGGGGGGGGCUCAGCCUCCGGACAGGAGCCAAGAGGCGCCCAGCCCCACGGGCGGGACCUCUCGGAAACCUGCCGAAGGCGACUCUCUCCCCCCCUUGGAAAGCCCCAAGGAAGAGAAACCGAAGCAGGGUGCAGGAGCCGCGGAGUCCUUGCCGCUGGACGCCACUGCACCCCGCAAGUGUGAGGGACCCGGCCUGUCCCCGGAACCGGCUGUGGCUAACCUGCUGGCCUCCCAGGAUGCGGUCGUGCAAUGCAGAAAGCGCACGUCAGAGACAGAGCCAUCUGGGGACAACCUUCUUUCUUCAAAAAUAGAGCGGCCGUCUGGGGGUGCUAAGCCGCCGCACAGGUCCAGGCCGGGGAGACCUCAGAGCCUGGUCUUGUUCAGCCCCCCUUUCCCUGUCAUGGACCACCCGCCUCCUCCUUCCACAGGGCCGGACCCCAGGGUCCUGCUGUCCCCCAUCAGAAGUCCCACCCAGACCGUUUCCCCUGGCCUACUUUGCGGGGAGUUGGCAGAAAACACGUGGGUCACACCAGAAGGGGUCACGCUUAGGAACAAAAUGACCAUUCCUAAGAAUGGCCAGAGACUAGAAACCUCGACCAGCUGUUUUUACCAGCCCCAGCGGAGAUCGGUCAUUCUGGACGGAAGAAGCGGGAGGCAGAUAGAAUGACUUCAGAUCAUCUGCUGGUGUCUGGAAAAAAAAAAAAAAAUGCCACAAUUCAUCUGGAACUUAUUACAGGGCCAGCUUGCCGUUAGUCCAGACGCAGGCUACCCAAGUUUGGGCUUAUUCUGGCCUCUUCUUCUCUUCCUUCAGCCUUUUGACCAUUUAUUAAUUAGCCCAUUAGUCAGAGGAGAAAGGUCAAGGGAAGGACCAAGUGAUGAAAUCUAGAUAAGUCUGCAUGAGCAGGUGGGGAAGGUGAGGUAAGGGAGCGGGCGAAAUGCUCACUCCAGCGACACCUGGGGCUUGCCUGUGAGUCGCAUUACUGCCCCACCGCCCUUGCCUACAGCCGUGGCUCGCUGGAUGGGAUAAUGACUUUUGAAAGAAAGAGAGAUCCUUUGUCUUGAAAAAUGCUGUUACUGAGGUUUGAAGACCUCCUCUUUAUUUCAUGCUUUUUAAUGCUUUGUAAACGUGAACUCUCCAGAAUAGAAGCAGAUUUGAAAAAGCAAACUAACGUACACUUAGAUCUCCCAGUGGGUGAAUUUACUCUGGGAGUAAAUUUUCUCUUUCCCUGGAAUUCCUGCUGACCAGCCCAAGAUGGCUCCAUAUGCCAGCGUAGAAAACCGGAAUCCGCACUCAAGAGCCAACUCUGAGACUGGCACAGUCUAAGAAGACUUUCUGGCCCUCGCUUUUAUUAAUUUGGGACUCCAACUGCCACUAUCCUGACCUCUGAUUUGUAAAUCCAGUAGGAGGGCAGGGUGGGGGCUGAGCUGAGGGUUACCUCGAUGAAAUGUGCCGUGUCUUCAUUCAGGUAUGCAAUAGUGAGUCAUCCGCUUGCAUUCCAACAUCACAGUCCCCAAACAGGAUGUCACCUUAGAGAAAAGCCUCACACGUAGACAAAACUACACUCCAAGUGGAAUGUGUUUAAAUGGUGAGGCAUUAGCAGAAAACACCUCUAGCUCAGCUUCUCUCUCCUUACACACCAGGCUGGGACAGGAGUGCAGGAGAUAAGGCAGAGAGCCCUAGGAGGGGUGGGAGAAGAGCCCUACCUAGCAAGGCAGCCGUCCCACCACUUGAUGGCAGCUGCCCUUCUGAAAAUGUAUUUCACUUUAGCCAGUUGUUGCCUUCUUUUCUCCCUCUCCCUUCAUUGCCGAAGAACAGCUGUGAGGCACCCUUCCACAAUCCCCCUCAUCCGCCACCCACCCCAGGCACUCAAACUGGCCCUUCUCCUGUCUAUAUAAAAACAGAAGCAAUAAACCAACCUGAUUUUAUGUCAGUUAUUUAGAACUUCAAAUGGUUCUUUCCCUUUCAGCUGGAGAGAGGAAGAAGAACCAAUAUAACCUGCUGGCAGAUUUUUGGUGCUCCCCCGAAAAAGGGCUUCACAGGAGCCCUUCUCAAGGGCAAACCCAUCAGGGUAUCAGCACUUUCAAACCUUCUAAGACAACUACCUUGUUUGAGAAACAAGAAAAAUAGGCCUACUUUUCGCCCUGUGCACCUCCUCUCAGGUUCAAGUCUGGCUGAACUCUGUCCAGAAGCUCAGUCAUUGCAGAAAUUUCUCUAAGGGCCAGCAGUACCUCUGAGCAGACCUCACAUCCCAGGCUGGUGCUGGGCUGGGUGGGAGAUGAGCUAAAGUUACCUCCUCCAGUGAGAAACUGGAAGCUGGUGCCCUGCAACAGAUACGUGUUCCUCUCUCCUUUCUUCCCCGAUAGGCCCUACAGACAGUUUGGAAACCUGUCCUAUACCUUCUAAGCCGGUGUCUGUAGCAGGGGUAAGUGUCUGUAGCAGGGCAGGCCAGCUGCUGAGUCCUGCUUCCAGAGGCACUGAGACGAGCGAGCCGCGGGAACAGUCAGUAGGCCUUUGGUCAGUGUCGUUGCAUUCUCAGACCAACAGCCAGUGAGAUGUCACCCCUAAGAGAAGUCGUAGGGUAUGGCAUUCCCUCCCCACCCCCACUCCAGGGAAGCAACGUGAAGAAAUAUAGUGGUGACAGAUGAGAAAGGCCAUGUUCAGGAGAUUUGAAAAGUACAUUCCUGCCUUAUCAGAAAAUGUGGGCGGAUAGAUAGGCUUUCUGUCCAUCUCAGUGCACUGUGGCAUCCUCGCCUUGAUAAAGACCGUGUUCCAGGGAGAAUGCCAGAGAGGGAAGGAUCUGCACUUUGCCUCACCAGCAGGACUCUGAGCCGAGUAAUGAAACAUUUCAACUGCUUUGUGAUUAUUUUACAUUUUUGUCUGUAACAUUUAGAGACUAUAUUUUUAUUUGGGCAUAGGCUAAGAAGCCACUAUCUACAUGUUCACAAGUGAGUUCAACUUAGGGCACCCACGUUGAUUUAUUAAGUGACUGCCCUGUUCCCGAGACUGACAUCUUUCAUUUGUAGGGUCAUCUUCAUGAGCAUGUGAGUUAUGGGGUUGUCAUCAUGAGGCACAAUGACAGCUGUCUGGAGAUAUUUCCUACGCCGAGCUUCCCUAGCCAGUCAAUCCAGGAGGCCUUGGAAGCUGCCUCACUUCUCAGUGGCCCGCCGCUGAAGCCUGGACUUCUCCUCUGGCUAUCACCCAGCUUGUCCGCUGUCAGAACAUGCUCAGAAACUUCCUGUGGGCUGGGGCUAGCCUGGCGCUGAGGAAAUUCCAUUCCGAUGCAAAGAAAACUUAUUAUAUAUAACUCCUGAAAUUGUCCCUCAAAAUGCCCUGAGAUUACCUACCUGGUCGGUCACCCACUUGGGGCUGAAAAGUGAACCCCCUGAGAAUGGCUGGUUGGGAAUCAGAUCCCGUCCCGGGGACAGGAGAGGCGCUGAUAGGUUUAGGAGGUUCUAGAGAGGGCUGCAGAACCAGAUGCUCAAAGGGCUGCUUCAACUGUCAGUCCUCUAAGUGGGGGUGGCUGAUUUUAAAUGUUGAAUUUGAAGUGUUUUCUUUCAGUGUUAAUGGUUGCUUAAGAAGAGAAUAACCUAUAUUUAUUUGCAAAAUGGCCUUCCUAGGCCAGCUUUUUUUCUUCUCCUGAAAUGGGCUAGGUAGAGGGAAUUGGUUUUUAUUUUCUGCUUCACAUGGAAUAUGAAGAGACCUGACCAAGAACCCCAUUAAGACACUAGUAGCCUAAAAUUCAAAACAUUGAUUAUGUCAAAAUUCUGGAUUCUGGGGAAAUAAAAAACGUAAACAUUGUUCCCCUCAGCAGAUAAUUUUUAUCAAGAGCUUAGUAUUAUUGCGCUGGGUAUUUUAGAACUCUUAAAUCCUUGAAGAGUCUAAUGAAAAAGGGGAGAGGAAUGGUAGCAAAUGAAACAGCCUAUAGACAGACAGCCAGGAGCAAGAUUUAAAACCAUUAAGUUACCAAAUGAAAGCGGAAGGGGGGGAAUGUAGCAACUAGCAUCUUUUAGUAGGAUUGUUAAUAGUGUUCAAGUCACCUACUGACUGUCAUCAAAUCAAACACAGUUGCAAAUCCAAUAGAAAGUACUAGGCUGAGAAUUUUGCUUUGAUCAUUAAAAGAAUUAGAGAGUAGAAACUAAGAAUAAAUAGUCCUGAGGUUUUGUGUGGUUUUAACUGGUUGGGUUGUGAAGUCCUGUUGGAUCUCUGUAGAUAUGCAAGGUAAUACCAGUGUUCCAUACUCCUUGAGAGUGAUUUUAGGGACUUCUGUCAUCACAAAAUGGGUUAACUCCUGUUGACGGUGAAGGAAUAGGUCCAAGAUAACACAUGAUAAUCACAUUUGACUAAAGUUGGGUAGGACAGUCAUUUGUCUGCAUAGGCCGUGGGUUCCUGCCUGAAGAGGUGCUGGAGAGCAGAAGAUUCAUUUAUCUGGGAUUGGAAAUGGAAGAGGCUCAGAGAAGGUCCAAUUCCCACCAGGAUUGAUUAGAGCUAGAUUCUACCACACCUGUCCUAUCUGAUGACAAUAUGAAUCUUGGGGUUAAGUGUUGCCAGGAGGAUGAUUUUAGGCACUUCCAGCAGGAAGUUCAGCUCAAAAUGUGGAGUAACAAAGAAAGUCCUCUGUCAACACCUUUUCUAGAGAAGUCAGGACAGAGAAGAGGGAGCGAGCACCUUUCCAGGCAUGAAGAGGAAUGGGAGCCGGUAGAAAGGUACUUGCCUGAGAUCAGUGUCAGUCCAGAUAGGAUAAAAUUGGGGAACAGCAAUGAUUGAUUAGCACACAGUAGGUAACUUAGUAGCCUUGAGGUUCAUGAGCAAUGCAGGGAUCACUUCUCUACGAGGAUGAAGGACGUAACUAAAUAUAAGAAACCCGUGAAGUACACAGCCAUGCGUUUUACUGGAUGAAUCACAAUGCUUUGCAAUAACUUAAUGCCAUAGUACUUCCUGGCUUAUAAUUCUGCAAGGUAAAGCACUUUCUCAAAGGAGUCUAUUAGAAAGCCACGUGAUUUCAGCUGUUUGUUGAGCUUGACGAAUAUGUUUCCAAAGAUAUAAUCAAAAUGUUUUUCUAUUAAUUAAAAAAGUAUAAAUAUUAAACCUAUCCAUAGAGACAUUUAAGUGUAAUUAAAACAGAUUGUUAUGCUUUUAAAAAUGUACUCUAAUAAAUGAUAUAAAAUGUAA
This is a messenger RNA of Miniopterus natalensis, 8953 nucleotides long. It is a transcript of the gene ARHGAP31, whose product is annotated as Rho GTPase activating protein 31. Gene Ontology annotation, biological process: small GTPase-mediated signal transduction. The record is from RefSeq and is a predicted model, not a curated record. NCBI's taxonomy places the organism in Eukaryota, Metazoa, Chordata, Mammalia, Chiroptera, Miniopteridae. Gene Ontology annotation, cellular component: lamellipodium. Gene Ontology annotation, molecular function: GTPase activator activity.